ACCAGCACCGCCGCCAUCCCCACCGCCAUCCUCCUCCUCCUCCUCCCCCCCGGUGCCGAGCACCCGCCUCCUCCUGCCGCCGCUUCCGCUCUCCGCGGUGCGUGGCGAGGGGGAGGGCGGGGAGGCACCGCCCCGGCCCCGCAGCCCCCACCGGAGCUCCGGGGCCGCCGGUACCCGCUGCCGCCCGGGCGUGGGGACGACCCUGAGGCUGCGGAGGGGUGCUGAGCCCCGCUGGGCCAGCCCAGGGCCCUCUCCCCGCUUCCCUCCGAGCCGCUUCCCCGCCCCGGGCUGCCCGCGGGCUUGAACCUCCUGUCGCUCCCUGGGGACGAUGGAGCGCUCAGCAGAUGCACCGGGGGUCCUGGAAGGCUCUGGCAUUGGCUCACAGAAAGACAGAGUGGUGACCGAAGGGGAAUGGCUGCGAAAAUGGGAGACGGGGAACAUCGGGUUUCACAAGGAGCGAGGGCAUCCGCUUCUACAGAAGUACCUGGAUGUUCUUUUAAAUGGCAGGACUGGACUGAGGAUAUUUUUCCCACUUUGUGGCAAAGCAGUAGAGAUGAAAUGGCUGGCAGACAUGGGACACAGCGUUGUCGGUGUGGAAGUCAGCGAGCAGGCGCUGAAGGAGUUUUUUGCAGAACAUGGGCUCCCGUGUCGUGAGGAGCCAGUCCCAGAGAUUCCGGGAGCAAAAAAGUGGCAGAGUACCUCUGGGAACAUUUCACUGUACUGCUGCAGUAUUUACAACUUGUCCAGCUCGAUAGUUGGCAAGUUUGAUGGGGUUUGGGACAGAGGAGCUCUAGUAGCUGUGAAUCCGUGCGACAGACAACGGAGUAAUCUACACAAGUUCUUCUCUACCACAAGCAUCAGCUGCAGUUGCAGAGUGCUGUGCUCUAGACUUGUGAACUUCCUUCAGGAAGCCACCCUGCCUCUUGGGGGGAAAAAGUGUGGUUUGUUGCAACCCAACAGAAGCAGAGCUGCAAGUCUCAUCUGAAUUUUAUUAUUUCCUCUUUUCCCAUCUGCUUUUCCUCUCUUUGUUCUUUUUCCCCUCACUUCCCUUUUUUUCAGGGUUUUUUUUUUCUUGCCUACAGCCAACCCAAAUGUAGUUCAACCAUACCCCCAGGAUUUUUUCAUUAGAUACAUAAUCUUGAACUCACAAUGAUUUUAAAAGAUCAGUACUGUGUUGUGUGCUUUAUUCUAGAACAUGGCAGAUGAAUACUGUUUUGUCUGUUAGUUUUGAGAUUAAUAUGCAAAAAAAAAAUCAAAAAGGCUGCUGUUUAUGAGGAGUAAACAGUAGCCUUGAUUUGAGGUGUUGCAGGUGCAGCAUGAAUUUCAUGCUGAUGAAAUUCAAGCUAACCUUUGCUUAGUUUCUGUGUCGUUCAGUUCAAAUUGUCUCUGCAGAGAAGUGUCACCUCUUGUGUUGAAUACUUUGAAUGCUAUGCUUGAAUCUUUGUAGAGUUCCAAAACAAUGAAGUGUAACU
This is a messenger RNA of Apus apus (common swift), 1472 nucleotides long. RefSeq names its product thiopurine S-methyltransferase (gene TPMT). Gene Ontology annotation, molecular function: thiopurine S-methyltransferase activity. The transcript is spliced from 7 exons. Bases 329 to 985 code for a protein of 218 amino acids. Lineage: Eukaryota; Metazoa; Chordata; Aves; Apodiformes; Apodidae. The record is from RefSeq and is a predicted model, not a curated record.